GAGUGGCACUGUAUAAAAGAAGCUGCCUUGAGAUUUCUAAAAUUCAUACAAAAACUUCCUAGGUAAGGAAACUUACCAGAUUUUGCCAUCUGAUCUUUAGGGAUGGACCCAGAAGCAACCUCUGUUUAUUGGGAUUAUUUAUAUGGGACAAGCCCAAAUCCUGACGAUCUGGAGGAGACCCACUUCCAUGCUCCUUACACAUCUGUUUUCCUUCCCAUCUUUUACGCAACCGUGUUCCUGCUCGGGGCGCUGGGGAACCUCCUCCUCAUGAGCGUGCUGCAUUUCAAACGGGGCAGCCGGAGGCUGAUCGACAUCUUUAUCCUGAACCUGGCCACCUCGGACUUCAUCUUCCUCAUCACGCUGCCUCUCUGGGUGGAUAAAGAAGCCUCGUUAGGACUGUGGAGAACAGGUUCUUUCCUGUGCAAAGGCAGCUCCUACAUGAUCUCUGUCAACAUGCACUGCAGCGUUUUCCUGCUCACCUGCAUGAGCAUCGACCGCUACCUGGCCAUUGUGUGUCCAGCCGUAUCCAGGAAAUUCCGAAGGAGAGACUGUGCGUAUGGAGUCUGUGCCAGCGUCUGGUUUGUCUCUUGCCUCCUGGGGUUGCCUUCUCUUCUGUCCAGGGAGCUCAUCCUGAUUAAUGAUCAGCCAUACUGUGCAGAGAAGAGGGCCACGUCGAUUAAACUGACUUGGGCCCUGGUGUCCUUGAUUGCUACCUUUUUUGCGCCUUUGGUGAGCAUUGUGACCUGCUACUGCUGUAUCACAAGGAAGCUGUGUGCCCAUUACCAGCAGACGGGAAAGCAUAACAAGAAGCUGAGGAAAUCCAUCAAGAUCAUAUUUAUUGUCGUGGCAGCCUUUGUGUUCUCCUGGCUGCCCUUUAAUACUUUCAAGCUCCUGGCCAUUGUCUCUAGGUUGCAGCAAGAACACUACUUUUCCUCGUCUAUUCCCCAGCUGGGCAUGGAGGUGAGUGGGCCCUUAGCAUUUGCCAACAGCUGUGUCAACCCUUUUAUUUACUAUGUCUUUGACAGCUACAUCCGCAGGGCCGUUGUGCACUGCUUGUGCCCUGGCCUCAAGAACUAUGACUUUGGGAGCAGCACGGAGACAUCAGAUAGUCACCUCACUAAGGCUCUCUCCAACUUCAUCCAUGCAGGGGAUUUUGCCAGGAGGAGAAAGAGGUCUGUGUCACUCUAAAAGGAACUCUGACUUCUCAAGUUCUGUUGGUGGACUGGACAGCUCAUUUGGGUCGACAAAGGAGGAAGAAGAGUAUUGCUAAAAGUAUUCAUAUUGCUUCAUAAAUGCAAGGAAGAGUUAAUUUUGAUGAAAAAGGCAAUUGAAAAGUCUUUGUGUUUGUGGAUAUAAUUAGGCCAUAUGCUGGUGGGGUGGGGUUUUUUGUGUGUUUUUUUUUUCCAGCAGACUGGCCUUAUUUGACCCUUGCCAAUCCCGUUCACAGGGCAAAAUACAACUCCUUUAUGCCCUUGAACUCUGAGAUAAAGGCUCCUGCUUGGACUAGUGUCUUUCUUCAAGAUUCUUAAUGCACAUUUAGGCUUUUUCCUCUUUCAAGAACAGUGGUACCUUGGCCCACACCACCCUUCAUACUGGGCUCCAAAGUGGACUACAGUUAAAGGACUCUGCCCACUUAUACCUGGUGAGACAUGUGGUGUCAAUGUAGGUAGCAGAAAAUAUAAUAUAUCUGUGCUCUGACAGUAAUUGUUCCUGAGUAAUGAAGUGAGGUUCUGGUCUUGUUACUUAAAACCUUGUAUGGUGAUUCUUUACCAUCUUCCAAUGUUGGCUUUCAUCCUGUGUCAUUCAAAAUAACUUUAGACUGGCAAAAAGCUCAUGGGGGGUGAAUCAUUUUGUAUUAUGUUUAUGACUUGAGACUUACAUUAUUAUCUGGCCUUCUAGAGUAUUUUAACAAGAAAGCAUAUGGCAAGGUUUGACCUUUAUUUUCUUUAUAAGAUAUAUUGGUAAAAUUGUAUCUCAUUAUAAUGGUGUAGUAACUACUUUUCAAGGGGAUUUUGCAUGCUCUUUUGUUUUUAUUGUCUUUAUAAAUUAGGAUAUGACUUUGCUUUAAUUAUAUGUUUUUAAUUUAUGCAGUUUAUCUAGGUAUCAAAUAAAAAUGUAACUAAUAAUAUAAUUAGGGGUCAUCAAAUGCUUAGCUACAGCCUUGUGCAGAUUAUGCUUUUGUAAUUUAAUUAAAAUGUUAGUGCUACACAUUCCUCAUAGUAUCAUUUGCUGGAGUAUAUAAUUUCAAGAUUUGAUCCAGUAAUAUAAGAAGGCAGGAUACUCUGAAGUAAAAAAACAUCAUAACAAUGAUGAUGUUGGUAUUUUAUAUAGAUUUUUUCAAACCCAGAGACUAUCCUGAAUUCCUUCACCCAAUAAGUAUUUACUUAGAUGAUUUGCAUCUAAUAUUCUUUUUAAAGACUUUGGAGUGAAAAACUAGCAAUGUAAUUAGCAGUAAACACAAAAGCAGCAAACAUACUAUUGGAAACCAUUUUUUAAUUUAAAAGAAAGAUGUUAUAUUUUUAAACUCACUGUUGACUCAAAUGAGUUAAUGUUUUACUUCUAACUAUUAAGUUUGAAAAUCAGAGAAAGCUUAUAAUUUUUUCAGAGAUGAAGUUAUUCAAGUUCAUUCUAUGUAUGUAUCUUUCACAUUAAAAAAAAUGUCAAAUAUUGGG
Molecule: messenger RNA, 2672 nt
Organism: Myotis myotis
Lineage: Eukaryota; Metazoa; Chordata; Mammalia; Chiroptera; Vespertilionidae
Gene: GPR15
Product: G protein-coupled receptor 15
Exons: 1
Coding region: 103-1188 (361 amino acids)
Biological process (GO): G protein-coupled receptor signaling pathway; immune response
Cellular component (GO): membrane
Molecular function (GO): G protein-coupled receptor activity
Source: RefSeq, a predicted model, not a curated record